Closterium sp. Yama58-4 is the source of this 2013-nucleotide messenger RNA. NCBI's taxonomy places the organism in Eukaryota, Viridiplantae, Streptophyta, Zygnematophyceae, Desmidiales, Closteriaceae. The record is from the annotation of a GenBank genome assembly.
AUGGUUUCGUUGGUUGUUUGGGGAUGGAAGACGCGCUUCGAGGUUCUAGGUACAGCAGGUGUUCGCGUCUCAGUAGCAAUUGAUCUCAUGGCUGCAGUUGCCGCAAAUGCCGUUAUCGCCAGAAUGAGUUACGACACGGCGGUUGAAAGCCAGUCGGUUCCGUCGCGCGGCGGAGCGAUCUCGAUGGAGCAGCACCGGCGCGGACGGCUGCUGAAGCAGCAGCUGCAGCUGGUAGCGCGGAAGACGCCGGACGGCAAGGAGCGCAAGGAGAUCGCGGUGAUCCCGGAAACCCUGUCCUUCGAGAAGGGCUUCUUUCUGUUCAUUCGAGCCGUGCAGCUGCUAACUCAGAACAACGAAGGGAUGGUGCUGGUGGGACUCGCGGGCCCGUCUGGCGCCGGCAAAACGGUCUUCAGCGCCAAGGUGCUCAACUUCAUGCCUGGCAUCACGGUGAUCUCCAUGGACAACUACAACGUGGCCAGUCGCGUCAUCGAUGGCAAUUUCGAUGACCCGCGAAUCACGGACUACGAGCUGUUGCUGAGCAACCUGCAGGGGCUGAGGGAGGGGCGCACCGUUCAAGUGCCAAUCUAUGACUUUAAGAGCAGCAUGCGCGUGGGGUUCAGAGAAGUGAAGGUCCCCAAGUCGCGCAUUGUGAUUAUAGAGGGCAUCUACGCACUCAGUGAGCGCCUCCGGCCGCUGCUGGACCUGCGGGUGUCUAUAACGGGAGGAGUACACUUUGACCUCGUUAAGAGAGUGCUGCGGGACAUCGAUCGAUCAGGCCAGGCGCCAGAGGAGAUCAUUCACCAAAUUUCUGAGACUGUUUAUCCGAUGUAUAAGGCGUUUAUAGAGCCGGAUCUCCAGACGGCGCACAUACGGAUUGUCAACAAGUUCAACCCGUUCUCGGGGUUCCAAGAUGCCACCUACAUCCUCAAGGCGCCUGAAUCCGACCCUGCCGAAGCUGAGGCUCGGAUCCGGUCCGUGCUGUCUGCCGAAGCCGUGGCAGGGUCGGAGAGUGAGGAGACGUACGACAUUUACCUGCUGCCGCCCGGAGAGGACAAGGAGACGUGCCAGUCGUACCUGCGAAUGCGGAACAGAGACGGCCGCUACUCCCUCAUGUUUGAGGAGUGUGUGACAGACGGCCCGUUCGUCAUAACCCCGCGCAUCACCUUUGAAGUGAGUGUGCGGCUGCUGGGGGGCCUCAUGGCGCUGGGCUACGAGAUGGCGCACAUCCUCCGCAGGGACUCGCGUGUGUUUCGAGACAAGCAGCAAAACAUCGUUGUGAAGGUCGACCGGCUGGAGCAGAUCAAGAAGACGUUUAUGCAGGUGCAAGGAAAGGACCGCAAGCGGGUACGGGAGAUAGCUACGCAGCUGGGCAUGGAGGGGAGGUACAGCCCGCGGCUGUACAUUGAGGAGAUUCAGCUGCACAACCUGACAGAGGAGGUGCAGGCGCUGUCAGCAGAGAGUGUGCUCAAGGAGCGGUUUAGAGUGGCCGAUCACCUGCUGCCGUCUGGGAGUCCCAUGGGUGGUGCCCCCCUCUCCUCCUCCCUUACCCCCCCUCUUGUCUCCUCGUCCUGGACUCUCGGUCACAAGUUUGAUCAAUCCAACUGGAGCAAGGACCAGCAGGGGGACGAAUCAACGCAUCGCCAGACCGACUCGAGGCCUCACACACCAACGCUGCUGCCUCUGCUAAUGUCACACCCUCAAGGCGACACAGGCGGGAAGAGGACGGGGAGAGAGCGGGUGCAGGGGGGAGGCAUGCUCACUCCUGUUUCUACUGCUGGGGGGAGUGUGAUGGGCCUGAUGAAUGGUAGUGCGGUGGGUGUGAGUGGUAACAGUCAUUGUUAUGAUGUGAAUGCAGUGAAUGGGGUUGGGAGCGGUGCAGAGGGGCGAGGGGCAGCAGCACCAGGAUCAGCAGCAGCGGCGCUGGUGGUGGAAGUGAAGGAGGUCGCCAGCAACCAAAGAAGGCUCGCAUCUGAGGUGAGGGGUCAAGCCUUGGUUCGGCCUGAUCUGAGGUAA